AUGGGCGCCCUCCUUGAUCAGAAAGUUGACUGCCCACCUUCUCCAGCAUGCGCCAAAUGCACUGAAACUGCAACUGUAGAAACAGCUCGCUAUGUGGCGGAGAGUGGCAAAGCUGCCACAGAUCAUUACGGACGCCCGCUGGUGCAAUUUGACCUAGCUGCCGAAGCCAGACUUCGUUGGAAAAUCGAUUUGUUUGUCGUCCCUACUGUGGCUCUUCUCUACCUUUUUUGCUUCAUUGACCGCGCAAAUAUAGGCAACGCGAAGCUCGCAGGCCUGGAGAGAGAUCUUAACCUGAAACACUAUGACUAUAAUACGGUUCUCUCGAUCUUUUAUAUCUCUUACAUCAUUUUUGAGAUCCCGUCCAACAUGGCCUGCAAAUGGAUAGGCCCCGGAUGGUACUUACCAGCUAUCUCGCUAGCUUUCGGAAUUACUUCCAUAGCUACCGCUUUUGUGCAUAAUAUUCACGAAAUCUGUGGUGUUCGUUUUGUCCUUGGAGUUUUCGAGGCAGGUAUGCUACCGGGAAUUGCAUACUACAUGUCUAGGUGGUACAGGAAAAGCGAAUUGACCUUCCGCCUGUCUCUUUACAUCGUAAUGGCUCCACUCGCCGGCGCCUUUGGUGGACUUCUUGCCUCUGCGAUUUUGAAAUUGUCAAACGUCGGUAGUCUUCAUGAAUGGAGGAUGAUAUUUGCGAUUGAGGGGAUCAUCACCUGCGGCCUCGCUAUCAUUGGCUUCUUUACUUUGACUGACUGUCCAGCUACCGCUCUUUGGCUGACCCAGGAAGAGAAGGACCUUGCCAUUGCUCGUAUUAAAUCAGAGCGAGUCGGAGUCACUGAGGUCCUGGACAAGCUGGACACCCGCAAGACCCUCCGUGGAAUUUUCGGCCCUGUCACCCUGGUUACCGCAUUCAUAUUCCUGCUGAACAACAUCACUGUCCAGGGGCUUGCAUUCUUUGCCCCGACAAUCGUCAAAACAAUUUAUCCUGACCGCAGUGUCAUUUCUCAGCAACUCCAUACCGUUCCUCCUUACCUCGUUGGGAGCUUCUUUACUGUACUUUUCCCUUUCCUCAGCUGGAAAUUCAAUCGCUGCUUGCUAUUCUUUAUCCUUGGCGCUCCGUUUGUGAUGGUCGGGUACAUAAUGUUUCUUGCCAGUGACGACCCUGAAGUCAGAUAUGGUGCGACCUUCAUCAUUGCCAGUGGUGCCUUUUCACUUGGGGCUCUUUCCAGCGCCAACGGUGCCGCAAACGUCGUUUCAGACACGGCUAGGUCCUCUACAAGUCGGUACAAACGUGAUGUUUGGUAA
This is a messenger RNA of Histoplasma mississippiense, 1299 nucleotides long. RefSeq lists its product as hypothetical. Gene Ontology annotation, cellular component: membrane. The record is from RefSeq and is a predicted model, not a curated record. Gene Ontology annotation, molecular function: transmembrane transporter activity. Bases 1 to 1299 code for a protein of 432 amino acids. NCBI's taxonomy places the organism in Eukaryota, Fungi, Ascomycota, Eurotiomycetes, Onygenales, Ajellomycetaceae. Gene Ontology annotation, biological process: transmembrane transport. The transcript has 3 exons.